CUUUCAAUAAAGUUUUCAAUUCAAACCUUAUGGAGCCGUCAUGGCAGCCACCUCGGUGGAAAAAGGGAGCUGGUUUCCAUCGUUAGCCCUGGGGGUUUCCCUGCUCAAAGCUCUGUUUAUGAACGCUUAUCACUCCACAGACUUUGAGGUGCACAGGAACUGGUUGGCCAUCACACAUAACUUGCCAUUGUCCAGGUGGUAUCAUGAGAACACAUCAGAGUGGACGCUGGACUACCCGCCGCUUUUCGCCUGGUUUGAGUUCAGCCUUUCCCACGUUGCUCAGCACUUUGACAACAAGAUGUUGGUAGUGAGCAAUCUGAACUAUGCCAGUCCAGCUACCAUCCUCUUCCAGAGACUUUCGGUCAUCUUCACUGACUUGCUUUUUUUCUACGGCGCCAGGGAGUGCUGCAGGUGUGUCCGUGACCGGAAAGGUACUCGGGACAUCUUUACUCAUCCGUCUUUUGUCCUGGCUGUGCUGCUGCUUUGGAACUUUGGCCUUCUUAUUGUUGAUCACAUUCAUUUUCAGUACAACGGUUUCCUCUUUGGUUUCCUGCUGCUGUCCGUCGCCAAACACUUGCAGUCUCAGCACCUGCAGGGGGCGCUGCUUUUUGCCAUCCUCCUCAAUCUGAAGCACAUCUACCUGUACGUGGCUCCGGCAUAUGGCAUCUUCCUGCUGAGGAGCUACUGCUUCACACAGGACAACCGUGACGGCUCCAUAAGAUGGAGGAGCUUCAGCCCGCUUCGCCUGCUCACGCUCGGCAGCAUCGUGGCGGCUGUGUGCGCUCUUUCUUUUGGCCCGUUUAUUGCCAUGGGUCAGCUUCCUCAAAUGCUGUCGCGCCUCUUCCCCUUCAAGCGAGGCCUCUGUCAUGCCUACUGGGCGCCAAACGUAUGGGCCCUCUACAAUGUCCUGGAUAAAAGUCUGGCCACUCUGGGUGCUUGUUUCAAGCUUCUGAACGAGACGACGCUCCCUCGGGCCUCCAUGACGGGUGGGUUGGUUCAAGAGUUCCAGCACUCUGUCCUUCCUUCUGUGACUCCGUCCAUCACAGUUGUCUGCACUCUGCUGUCCAUCCUGCCAGCGUUGGCGUCCAUCUGGAGGCGUCCUCGUGGUGCUCGUGGGUUCCUGCGCUGCCUGCUGGUCUGUGCACUCGCCUCCUUCGCGUUCGGCUGGCACGUCCACGAGAAAGCCAUCCUUAUCGCCAUCCUGCCGCUCAGUCUUUUGGCAGUCGAGAGCAGAGACGAUGCUGGGAUCUUCUUGAUUCUGAGCACAACGGGUCAUUACUCGCUGUUCCCACUGAUAUUCACCCUGGCAGAGUUGCCCAUCAAAUGUGCACUGAUGAUGAUGUUCACCAUCUUCUCUUUCGCUGCUCUUGGAAGACUCCACAGCGGGCGGGGGUCUUUGCUUCACCCUCUCGAGGUGGUCUACCUGUCAGGUCUUGCUGUGGUGGCUGUCGCCUGCGAGCUUGUCUUUCCUCUGUCGCCGUGGCAACAAAGGCUUCCCUUCCUGCCAUUGUUGGCCACGUCCGUGUACGCCGCACUCGGCGUCUGCUACUCCUUCUUGCGUCUCUAUUUCACGCUGCUGCGACAAGACAGCGGAAAGUUCAAACAGCUGUGAGAGACUGGGUCGGGGGUUCGAUUCCUGCGCUGAACUGUGAAGUUUGUUGGGGAACAAGCAGGACUGCCGGAACUGUUUCCCUGAAGGGAGCAAUAAAGUUUCUGCUUUAAUGCAAAGAGUGCUUCAGUGUGUGUUAGCAUGUUUGUGUCCGAUUGUUUAUUCCCCUGAAUAAAUGUUUUUUUUUUU
Hippocampus comes (tiger tail seahorse) is the source of this 1798-nucleotide messenger RNA. It is a transcript of the gene alg8, whose product is annotated as ALG8 alpha-1,3-glucosyltransferase. Gene Ontology annotation, biological process: protein N-linked glycosylation; dolichol-linked oligosaccharide biosynthetic process. The record is from RefSeq and is a predicted model, not a curated record. Gene Ontology annotation, molecular function: dolichyl pyrophosphate Glc1Man9GlcNAc2 alpha-1,3-glucosyltransferase activity. Gene Ontology annotation, cellular component: endoplasmic reticulum membrane. The transcript has 13 exons. NCBI's taxonomy places the organism in Eukaryota, Metazoa, Chordata, Actinopteri, Syngnathiformes, Syngnathidae. The coding region runs from base 41 to 1612 and encodes 523 amino acids.